Sardina pilchardus (European sardine) is the source of this 1187-nucleotide messenger RNA. It is a transcript of the gene tsen15, whose product is annotated as TSEN15 tRNA splicing endonuclease subunit. Gene Ontology annotation, molecular function: nucleic acid binding. Gene Ontology annotation, biological process: tRNA splicing, via endonucleolytic cleavage and ligation. The transcript is spliced from 4 exons. The coding region runs from base 148 to 606 and encodes 152 amino acids. Lineage: Eukaryota; Metazoa; Chordata; Actinopteri; Clupeiformes; Clupeidae. The record is from RefSeq and is a predicted model, not a curated record.
AUGCAGAUGCUGCGCCUGCGCCGAAUGCUGCGUGCGAGCAGACAGUCGACAAUGUGGCUGGAUCACUGAUCUAUAAAGAAUACUAUAAAGUUAUUCUUUACAGAUCAGUGGACUGGAUGCUAUCAGCAGGAGCAUCAACACAAUAGAAUGGCUGAUGAGACGUCGGAUGAAAGACCGGUCUAUCGAGACCCUCCUAAUUGGAUUUUGCAGCACCCUAAGUAUGUCGACCUCAUACGAUUAGACGUGGGCGAUAGUGCUCAGGUACACUCUGCAUUCCUUGUCUACAUGGAUCUCACAGAAGUGCGUCAUUGGAAGUGUGUGUCCAGCUUCACCUGUCCUAGGCUGGAAGCAGUCCUCCUACAAGGCUAUGAGAAAGAAGGGGAUGUAGCGCAAGUUGUGCUUCCGCUGCCUGCUCACAGAAAGCUUAGUCACCGAGAGGUGCGGUGGGUUUUGAGCAGAGGUGCUUCCAUGCUGCUGUGUGCAGUAGCAUCGGACUCCACACUCGUGUACCAGAGGUUUAGCAAAGGCCUCGUUACCCCUGACCCCCCUGUUGACAUCCAAGAUCAGGGUCGUCGACAGCACCGCAAGCGUAGGAUACCUCCCUGAGUCUCAACAGAAGCCAUAUAAUUAAUAGGACCUCACCUUGCUUCAGCUGCUCCAGAGACGAGACAUGGGAAUGGGAAUUAAAUAGGGUUGUUCCAGAGUGCCUGGUAUGGACAUAAACAUAUGCCAGUUGGGAGAACUGCCUCCGGUGAGUUGGAGCCAGUGGCAGGAGUAUCACACGGGCUUCUUCUGUUCCUACAUUUCAAAAUUAAAUGACAUUCUUCUGUUCCUACAUUUCAUAGUUAAAAAAUGACAUUACAUUUCUUCCUAAAUACAUGCCUCCUGGGAAAGUUUUGUUUUUCCUCUACAUUUGAGUUGUUAGGAAGUUUAUUUUUUAAUUUGUGGAAGCUAUAGGCUGAUUGGUGUAAUCCACUUCCUGCUAAUUAUACUGAGCUAGGCCAUGGCAACAGGUUAUUGCACACACACAGAACGAGAAGGGUGUGUAUCCUUUUAUCCAACUCAUGAGCUAGUUUUCCAGGAAGGUGACUCAUUUUAUUACUAAAGACAUUACAAAUUGUUUUUGUGUUCUAUGUAAACCCAAGAUUUGAACAGAUGAUAUCCAUUAAAACACAGGCGCAAAAAUA